Molecule: messenger RNA, 999 nt
Organism: Ostreococcus lucimarinus CCE9901
Lineage: Eukaryota; Viridiplantae; Chlorophyta; Mamiellophyceae; Mamiellales; Bathycoccaceae
Exons: 1
Source: RefSeq, a predicted model, not a curated record
GUGAAAUCCGCGUACCGACGCAUGGCGCUCGCGACGCAUCCCGACAAGAACGACGGUGAUUCGCGCGCGUUCAAGCGCGUCGCGAUGGCGUACAAGAUCCUCGGCGACGCCGAGCGACGCGCGGCGUACGAUGCGAGCGGAGGCGUCGAAGGCGAGGACGCGCGCGACGCGCUGGAGACGGAGAUCGACAUCAGCGAGGUUGGCUUCGCGAACACGCUCGUGGCGAGCGUCAUCAGUUCGUUGGGCGUGAACAUCAAGACGGCGGUGCCGGUGAAAGCGCUGGAGGCGGUGCGACGAGGAGAAACGACCGGCGGCGUGGUGGACGCGACGAUGGGGUGUAAAUUGAGCGAGAGCGCGAGAAAGGGAGAGAUUCGAUUGUUUCGAUGCGCGCUCAGCGAGGAAGACGUGAGGCGAGGGGUGGUGGUGAGCGCGACGUCGCCGAGCGGGGAUAAGUUUAAGCUUUUAAAGUUUGAUCGCGCGUCGAACGGGGAUGGGGGACUGGAGCUUUCGUUACAAGAGGUGAGCGCGAAGUUUGAUUCCGUCAAGCCGAAGCGGUCGCACGCGGGAUUUUACUUCACGGGGCACAAGAGUUACAACUACGAACCAUUCGAGUUGAUAAAGAUGAGCAAAUUGGAAUCGCGAGAUUUGGCGAUGUUCCACGCGCUCGAUAAUUGGACGCCGAGGGAGUGCGUGAGCAUAUCGCCGGGAGAGCACGUGUUCGGAGUGUACGGCGACAACUUUUUCGACAAGUGCAAGUUUGAGUUCGAAAUUUUCGUCGUCGGCACAAAGACUAGCGACGGCGCCGUUCUCGAACCAUCGAAAAUUCACGAGAUCGAGACGAAGAUGUCGAAGAAGCGGGACGAUUUGAUGCGGUUUGAAAAGGAAUAUUUAGCCGCCAAAUCGGCGUUUGAAAAAGUGGUGGUGCGUCAUCAGCAAGAGGCGGACGAAGUCAAAGCUUUGAUCGCCGCUCGAGAGGCGGCGUAUUGCGCGCUCACGUUG